This is a messenger RNA of Musca vetustissima, 4000 nucleotides long. RefSeq names its product vigilin (gene Dp1). The record is from RefSeq and is a predicted model, not a curated record. Gene Ontology annotation, cellular component: nucleus; cytoplasm. The coding region runs from base 129 to 3998 and encodes 1289 amino acids. NCBI's taxonomy places the organism in Eukaryota, Metazoa, Arthropoda, Insecta, Diptera, Muscidae. The transcript is spliced from 5 exons. Gene Ontology annotation, molecular function: mRNA binding.
ACGCCAAGUUAUCAAACUGGAUUUUGCUACGGUAGAAAACAAAUAGGCCGGAUUUAUUGGAUUUUACAGUACAUGGUACUGUAACGACUUGGAACGAAAAAGGACUUUUCUCUUUCUUUUUUUAAGUAAUGCAAGCAGCAGCAAUGGAAGAAUCUAACGCAAUCAACGUUGAACAACAACAAGAUCAAGAACAACAAUCUACUACCACCACCAACAACUAUCAAGAGCAAACGGAACAACAGCCACCAGCAUCACCAACAUCGGUAGCUACACCAACUAGCACCACUAGCGAUGGAACCGCCAGCGGUAAUGCCGCCUUUAGCUAUGAUGAUUUGUUCCCAGCUUUACCAGCUAAUACCUCGGCUCCAGUUGGCAAUACCGCCGGUCCACCAUGUGUACGCGUAAGCAGCUCAACAAAAACUCAUAUUUUACGCUUGGCUGGCGAAGAACGCAAAUCAACCGACUCCGAGAAAUUCGGCGAAGGCGAAUCGAAACGUAUUUGCCUUCAAAUUUCGAAAGAAACUGGUGCUCAAAUUGAAAUUUCCAGCGGCAAAGAUCAUUCGCUCACCUUCCUCAUCAAGGCGAAACAAAACGAAUUGCUCGAUGCUCGUCGUAAAAUUCUUAUGCAUUUCUCGACUCAAUCGAGCCGUUCCAUUUCCAUACCCAAGGAUCAUCAUCGUAUCAUUUUGGGUAAGGCUGGACAACGUUUGCGUGGAAUCGAACAGGCCACGGCCACCAGAAUCACCAUUCCCAAUCAGAAUGAUGAUAGCGAUAUUAUAACUAUUGCCGGUACCAAGGAGGAUAUUGAAAAAGCCGAACAGGAAAUUCGUCAAUUGUCGGCCGAACAAUACAAGAAUACGACCGAUCGUAUUUCGGUACCUAAGAUCUAUCAUCCGUUCAUUGUUGGUCCCUACAAUGAGAAUUUGAACAAGAUCAUGGAGGAGACGGGUGCCAAGGUCAAUGUUCCACCACAGUCGGUGCAAAAGGAUGAGAUCAUCAUUAAGGGUGAUACCGAUGGUGUGGCCGCCGCCAAGGCAAAGGUGGAAGCCAUUUACAAGGAAAUGGAAAAGAAAUGCACCACCGUCAGUGUGGAGGUAGCCAAGGCCCAACAUCGUUAUGUUAUCGGUCCCAAGGGUUCAACCAUUGCUGAAAUUCUUCAAUUCACUGGAGUCUCGGUAGAAAUGCCUCCACUCGAUUCGCCACUGGAGACCAUAACCUUGCGUGGACCCCCCGCAGCCUUGGGCAAUGCCCUGACUGUGGUCUACGAAAAGGCCAACUCGGCGAAGUCGGUCGAAAUUGACGCUCCCCACUGGAUUCACAAGUAUGUGAUAGGCCGCAAGGGCGCCAACAUGAAGAAGCUGGAGGAAGAGUGCCCCAAUGUGAACGUCAACUGCCUUGAGGACAAGAUUAAGCUGGAGGGUGAUCCCGAAAAUGUUGACAAGGCAGCUGCCUACCUCAACGACAUUGUCAGCAACUAUCAGCAAAACUACACCGUUGUUGUGAUGCGCGUCAACCCGGCCUAUUACAAGCACAUCAUUGGUAAGGCCGGCGCCAAUGUGAAUCGCCUCAAGGAGGAUCUCAAUGUUAACAUCAACAUCGAAGAACGUGACGGCGAGAACAACAUUCGCAUCGAAGGUCCCAAGGAGGGCGUUCAGAAGGCUCAACUUGAAUUACAAGAAAAAAUCGACAAACUGGAAAAUGAAAAAUCGAAGGAUGUCAUCAUCGAUCGUCGCCUUCAUCGCCAGAUCAUCGGCGCCAAGGGCGAGAAGAUCCGUGAAGUUAAGGACCGUUACAAGAAUGUGAUGAUCGUGAUUCCCACGCCCCAGGAGAACACCGAUAUCGUUAAACUGCGUGGCCCCAAGGAGGAGGUGGACAAGUGCCACAAGGACCUCCUGAAACUGGUCAAGGAGAUCCAGGAGUCGUCGCACUUCGAGGAGGUGCCCAUCUUCAAGCAAUUCCACAAGUUCAUCAUUGGCAAGGGUGGUGCUAACAUCAAGAAGAUCCGUGACGAAACCCAGACCAAGAUCGAUCUUCCUGCCGAGGGCGAUACCAACGAGGUGAUUGUCAUUACCGGCAAGAAAGAGAACGUUCUUGAGGCCAAGGAACGCAUUCAGAAGAUCCAGAACGAAUUGGCCGACAUCGUUACCGAAGAAGUACAAAUCUCGCCCAAAUACUACAACUCUAUCAUUGGCACUGGCGGCAAAUUAAUUUCGUCCAUUAUGGAAGAGUGCGGCGGUGUCUCAAUCAAGUUCCCCACCAGCGAAUCGAAGAGCGACAAGGUAACCAUCCGCGGUCCCAAAGAUGACGUGCUCAAGGCCAAGGCACAGCUCUUGGAAUUGGCCAACGAACGCCAGCUGGCUUCCUUCACUGCCGAAGUACGUGCCAAGCAACAACAUCACAAGUUCCUCAUUGGCAAAAAUGGCGCUUCCAUUCGUAAAAUACGCGAUGCCACCAAUGCCCGCAUUAUCUUCCCCGGACCCGACGAUGCCGACAAAGAGGUCAUCACCAUUAUUGGCAAGGAGGAGAAUGUCAAGCAGGCCAAGGAGCAAUUGGAGGCCAUUAUUAAGGACAUCGAUUUGGUCACCGAGGGUGAAAUCACCGUCGAUCCCAAAUACCACAAACAUUUUGUGGCCAAGCGUGGUGAGAUCUUGCAUCGCAUUACCGAAGAAUGCGGUGGUGUUAUGAUAUCAUUCCCCAAACACGGUGUCGACUCCGAUAAGGUGACUCUGAAGGGUGCCAAGGACUGUAUUGAGGCCGCCAAACAACGCAUCUCCGAAAUCGUGGCCAAUCUUGAGGCUCAGGUCACCAUUGAAGUAGUCAUACCUCAACGCUUGCAUCGCACCAUUAUGGGACUACGUGGCUCAAAGGUCCAACAGGUGACCACCGAACACGAUGUACAAAUCAAGUUCCCCGAUCGCGAUGCCACCGAACCCGUUGAGGGCUUGGAGAAUGGCACGAAUGGCAGCAUUGACGGUGUUGCCACCGAUGAACCUGUGCGCCAAUGUGAUAUUAUUCGCAUUACCGGUCCCAUUGACAAGUGUAAUGCUGCCAAACAGGCUCUCAUCGAUUUGGUACCCGUCGUCGAAGAGCUAACCGUUCCUUAUGAUUUGCACCGCACCAUCAUCGGUCCCAAGGGUGCCAAUGUACGCGAAUUUAUGUCCACCUACGAUGUGCACAUCGAAUUGCCACCCAGCGAAGCUAAAUCGGAUAUUGUCAAGGUAUCCGGUACCCCAGCUCAUGUGGCCGAGGCCAAGAAGGCAUUGGACAAAAUGAUUGAGGAGUAUGAAGCCGAUCGUGCCGAUCGUGAGCUACGUUCAUACGCAUUGCAAAUCGAUGUUGAUCCCGAAUACCAUUCCAAACUGAUUGGAAAACGUGGUGCCGUCAUUAACAAAUUGCGUGCCGAUCACAAGGUCAACAUAUCAUUGCCCAAGCGUGGUGAUCCCAACCAGAGCACGAUCACCAUAACCGGCUACCAGGCGAAUGCGGAGGCAGCUCGUGACGCCAUUAUGGAAAUUGUUGGUGAAAUGCAAAAUCUGCACCGUGAAGUGAUUGAAAUAGAUACACGUAUACAUUCGCAUAUUAUUGGUCAACGUGGUAGAACUAUUCGUAAGCUUAUUGAAGAUUACAAGGUCGAUAUUAAAUUCCCCUCACCCGAAGAGGCCAAGACAAAUCCCGACGCUGUCACCAUUAUUGGCAAGGAAGAAGAUGUGGAAAAUGCCAAGGAAGCUAUCCUCAAUAUGGCUGAAGAUUAUGCACGUGACUAUUUAGAAAACUUGCCACCUUCACCUCAACCCCAGACUGUUGGUGCUUUCCUACCCGGUAAUAAUGCUGAAAAUGGAUUCAUCAUUAAGGAUGCCCCAUGGGAGAAGACAAACCAAGACAAGAAGGGCGGCAAAGCCUCAGCACCAAAUACUCAAUCCCAAGAAGAUUUCCCAGCCGUAGGUGGUGCACCAGUAUCAGCAGCUCCCAUGACAUCCGUUUGGGGUCCCAAAAACUAAAA